Nannospalax galili (Upper Galilee mountains blind mole rat) is the source of this 2734-nucleotide messenger RNA. RefSeq names its product MIF4G domain containing (gene Mif4gd). Bases 1009 to 1677 code for a protein of 222 amino acids. The record is from RefSeq and is a predicted model, not a curated record. Gene Ontology annotation, molecular function: protein binding; RNA binding; translation activator activity. Gene Ontology annotation, cellular component: cytosol. The transcript has 6 exons. NCBI's taxonomy places the organism in Eukaryota, Metazoa, Chordata, Mammalia, Rodentia, Spalacidae. Gene Ontology annotation, biological process: regulation of translational initiation.
CUUAGGUACAUGCAGGCAAUACACUCAUACACAUAAAAUAAUAAAACCCUUAAAGAGGAACUUUGGUGUCAGGAGUACAUACACAGAAAUAUGACUGCCACCCUGUCCACAUUCCUGGUUUUCUGGGGUUGGCCUGGUAGAGGGAGGAAGGGAAGUGGAGCCCUGAAAUGACUGCUUCAGUGGCUGUCCCCAUGGAAGCUGGGGCCUUUGCCCUGCCCCCUGUCAGUCUGGUUGUCUCACGCAGGCUCCCAUCUUGACUUGGCUGUAUGGUCCACUGCCCCUUCCCUGGGGACUUUUGGCUGCCGGUUCUUAAGGUCCAGGAUGCUGUUAGAGGGUGUCUGAGUCUGGUGGGCUCUUGGCUUCCUGGGUUUGGAACUGCAGGAGACAGCUGACAUUUUCUGUGAAGUCUGGUUGAAGUAGUCUUGUUCCUCAACGCGCUUGCUCUCUGGGGUUUCUUCUACCCAAGGGAAGAGUUCUCGUCACCUGUUUCCUGUGGCUGCCGUGACAGUUCAACGGUCGUUUUGACUACAUCCAUCAGUUCCUGUUCUCAUCUGAGCUGGUGGGGGAGGAGCAGUAAAGCGCUCCCCCCUCCAAAAAAAAGACCGAGGUACGCAACCGGAUACAUCACUGGCGACAGUCAGCUGGGACACUUCCUCUCGAACUGCCCCCUUUGCCAUUAUUGUUUGCUCUGGGUGAAGAAGGAUCAGGAGUUACCAGGGUGUGCCCCAACCCUGUGCAUACCCUUCUCCAACUCUGGGCGCAGCAGGGAAGCAGCGGGACCCCCCAAGUUGCCCAGCGGCCCGCCUCUCCUCCCGGGGCCGGCCACGCCUUCCAGGGGCUCCUCCCACACCGCGCCGCUGGCCAAGCCUCUGACCCUGUUCACCUGAUUCCCGCGAGAGACAUGGUGACGAGGCGGGGGUGCCACCGGGCUAGACCGAGGUCUUGGAGCCCAAGAGCAGGUGCUAUCAUUAGUUCCAUCCAGUGAGCAACUGCUGGGGCUGGACCAUCAUGGGUGAGGCCAGCAGAGAGGAAUAUAAAAUCCAGUCUUUUGAUGCAGAGACCCAGCAGCUACUGAAGACAGCACUUAAAGAUCCAGGUGCUGUGGACUUGGAGAAAGUGGCCAAUGUGAUUGUGGACCAUUCUCUGCAGGACUGUGUGUUCAGCAAGGAAGCAGGACGGAUGUGCUACGCCAUCAUCCAGGCAGAGAGUAAACAAGCAGGCCAGAGUGUCUUCCGUCGUGGACUCCUCAACCGGCUGCAGCAGGAGUACCAGACCCGGGAGCAGUUGCGAGCAUGCUCCCUGCAGAGCUGGGUCUGCUACGUUACCUUUAUCUGUAACAUCUUUGACUACCUGAGGGUGAACAACAUGCCCAUGAUGGCCCUAGUCAACCCUGUCUAUGACUGUCUCUUCCGGCUGGCCCAGCCUGACAGUCUGAGCAGGGAGGAGGAGGUGGACUGCCUGGUGCUGCAGCUGCACAGGGUUGGGGAGCAGCUGGACAAGAUGAAUGGGCAGCGCAUGGAUGAGCUCUUUGUCCUGAUCCGGGAUGGCUUCCUGCUCCCAUCGGGCCUCAGUUCCCUGGCCCAGUUGCUGCUGCUGGAAAUCAUCGAGUUCCGGGCAGCUGGCUGGAAGACCACCCCCGCUGCCCACAAGUAUUACUACAGUGAGGUUUCUGACUAGGUGCAGUGCCACAGAUGCUUAUGACAGCACAUACCUUCCUGCAGCCCCUCCUGGCACCAGAGUCUUUGCUUCUCCCAAAGUCCCUUCUAGACUUUCACAACUGCUCUGGCCCACCCUGUUUCUUCCUGUACUCAAAGAGUUCGGGAGAAACCAAACAGAUCUGGUGCCCUGGCUUGAAACUGUCCCACAUUAGCCUGUCCCCAAGUCCUGUCACCUUCUUUCUCCCACCACCUACCUGGGCCAGGCAGAGAAAGGUAACUCCUAACAACCACUGAACUGUGUAACCACUGGUGCAAUACUUCCUUGGUGCCUCAGUUUCCCCAUCUGUAAAAUGGGUAACCAUAGCCACUGGUGACUGGUGGGAUGCUUUGGAAUGUUGAAGGGCAGAAGCAGAGCACAAAUUUUAAGAGAAAUUUUGUUUUAGACAUUUUGUACAAAAGACCACUGUGGAGAUAAGCCUGUUUCUUCCAGUCAGGUUUAAUGUGUAGCAGUGCCUCCUCAGGCUAGGGUGAGGAUUUUCUAAUAAACCUUUUCUGAAACCAAAACUGCUUCCUUUCAUAGCAUCCAAAGGUGAACCCACAGGCUGAGGAAAGAGAAGAUGGGGCCUUGGUGUCUUGGAGAAAAUCUCUAAGCUAUGCUCCCUCUUUACAAGGGGGUAGAGCAGGGAAACCAAUUCUAAUCCCAAAGAAAGGGUGGAUGUAGCACACCUGCGACUGCACCUGAGAUAACUGACUGCAGGUGGCCCCGUCUUCAUUUCUGUGAAGGGCAGUAUCAUUCCUUCAAGUUGUACUUCGCUCAAUUUCUAGUUGGUAUGGAAAAUCUUGAAAGGGGUUCACUGGUGGGACCUAAGAUUGUAUUACACACGUGCCCCUCCAUCCUUAAAAGCAAAGUCAUCCUUUACUCACAGGUACUUUCCACUGGGGCAAUAGCUCAAGUGGUUUCUUGCAGCAAUGUCCUGGGCUUUCUACCUCUUCUUUCGGGCUACCACCAGCGGUAGUGGGCCAGUGCCCGGUUGGCCUCUGCCAUCUUGUGCAUGUUGUGCUUCCUCUUGAUCACG